CCCCUUGACGUUGUCAGGGCUGGCUUGCAAUCGGGCCAUCUACGUCAUCGUCAUAUCAGCGUCAUAUCAGCUACUGUGUAAGUCUCCACCAGAGUGCCUCAGUCCCCUACCUACAGAACGUUGUUCUUCUCGCCUUCCCGGUUUCCUGCAGUCCCGGUUUCCAGGCCCGGUUGUGCAAUAGCCCGAGUAUAUAAGUCCGGUCUAUUGCCAGGGAUUGCCCGGAGCCCGGGAUCAGCCAAUUCAAAGCUAGAAUUACCCCUCAAUGGCUCAGUCUAUCCUGAGACGGCAAUCGAACCUGCCCCUUUCUCUCCUCGCAUCACACCGCUUUACGUCUUACAGGCCUGCCACGAGAAUGUCUACUUCGUCGAGAUCAUCGAAAUUUAGCCACCUUCCCCGGGCUGCGUCGGGACCUCUGGUGUGUCAGUACGAGGGGAGGGAUGUCCUGGAGUCAAGCCAAUUCAAUAAAGGCUCUGCAUUCACGGAGGAAGAGCGCAGAUCGUUCAAGCUUCAUGGCCUUCUGCCCCCCAACAUCCAGACACUAGAGGAACAGGUUCAGCGGGCAUACGAGCAAUAUAGUAGUCGAGACAAUGACCUAGCUAAGAACACAUUCAUGGCUAGCAUGAAGGUACAGAAUGAGGUUCUGUAUUAUAAGCUGAUUGACACACACCUCAAGGAGAUGCUCAGCAUCAUAUACACCCCUACAGAAGGCGAUGCGAUACAGAAUUAUUCCCGACUUUUCCGGAAGCCAGAAGGUUGUUUCCUCAACAUCAGAGACCAAGAUAGGAUUGAAGAGUGUUUGUCCAACUUCGGCGGUGGUGAAGAAGUCGAUUAUAUAGUCGUCAGUGAUGGCGAAGAGAUUCUAGGCAUUGGGGAUCAAGGUGUAGGCGCCAUUUUGAUCUCGGUUGCCAAAUUAGCACUCACGACCCUGUGUGCCGGAAUUCAUCCAGCAAGACAGUUACCCGUGGUGCUAGACUGCGGAACAGAUAAUGAAUCGCUUCUAAAGGAUGAGCUAUAUUUGGGCCUGCGACAGCCGCGCGUCAGAGGCAAAGAAUAUGACCAGUUCGUGGAGAAGUUUGUAACAACCGCCCGAAAGAUGUUCCCACGCGCAUACAUACACUUUGAGGACUUUGGCCUGCAUAACGCUAAGAGGAUCUUGGAAAAUUUCCAGCCGCAUAUCCCGUGCUUUAACGAUGAUAUUCAAGGUACAGGCUGUGUUACCCUGGCUGCCUUGUUGUCCGGUUUCCAUGUGAGUGAUGUCAAAUUGGAAGACGUACGUGUAGUCAUCUUCGGGUCUGGAUCAGCGGGCACUGGUAUUGCGGAGCAGCUCGCCGACACUAUCGCAACUGAGACGAACAAAUCCAAAGAAGAAGCCUCAAAGCAGAUAUGGUGUCUCGAUAAACCGGGCCUUCUGCUCAAAUCCCUUGGGGAUCAGUUGACCCCAGCGCAGGCCCCAUAUGCGCGAGAUGACAACGAGUGGCCUGGUGAAGGACUGCCCGGUCUGCUUUCUGUGGUGAAGAAGGUGAAACCUCAUGCCUUGAUUGGAACCUCCACCAAGCCCAAAUCUUUCACCGAAGAAGUCAUUCGGGAAAUGGCCAAACAUGUCGAAAAACCGAUCAUAUUUCCCCUCAGCAACCCGACCCGUUUGCACGAAGCACAGCCCGAGGAUAUCAAUCAAUGGACUGAUGGGCGAGCUCUGAUAGCCACCGGAAGCCCCUUUCCCCCGGUCGAUCGCAACGGGAUGAAGUAUGAGAUAGCGGAAUGCAACAACUCCACUUGUUUCCCCGGAAUCGGAUUGGGAGCCGUUCUAUCGCGAACACGAACUUUGUCGAAUAAGAUGCUUGUGGCCGCGGUCAAAGCAUUGGCAGCGCGAUCGCCGGCACUGCAGGACCCCAACGGACCCCUGCUCCCUGACGUCGGAGAUGUACGGGAGCUUAGCGUGGACAUCGCCAAAGCCAUUAUCAAAACUGCGGUCGAGGAAGGAUAUGCUGAGGAGGAAGGUAUUCCCACGGAUGACAAUGAGUUGGAUGAGUGGAUUCGAGUGCAGAUGUGGGAGCCGGUGUACCGACCCCUUGUAAGACCACACUAGCCGUGAAUGCUGCAGUUACGGAGGGGAUAGACACUGUUAGAGGAGGCUAUGCGGUCCAGGCUUGGCUAGGCGCAGUCGGUAGUAUCUCAUAAAGCUAAACCGGGUUGGAAGCUAUAAGAAAUAAGCGGCUUCAUAUGAUUCCGUAAAGCCAACUGUUGGAUGAGUGACACUUGAG
Aspergillus ibericus CBS 121593 is the source of this 2261-nucleotide messenger RNA. RefSeq names its product NAD-dependent malic enzyme. Gene Ontology annotation, cellular component: mitochondrion. The transcript has 8 exons. Lineage: Eukaryota; Fungi; Ascomycota; Eurotiomycetes; Eurotiales; Aspergillaceae. Bases 263 to 2086 code for a protein of 607 amino acids. The record is from RefSeq and is a predicted model, not a curated record. Gene Ontology annotation, biological process: pyruvate metabolic process; malate metabolic process. Gene Ontology annotation, molecular function: malate dehydrogenase (decarboxylating) (NAD+) activity; NAD binding.